ACCCUUGUCCUGCAAAUGGUUCAAAGCUUAUGGAGCAACGCUCCCACAGACAAGAACGGUCGGACAGAGGAGGAGGAGGAAGAGGAGAAAGAAGAAGAUAAUGGGGGAGGUGAGAUGGGGAGUGGAGCUGAGCAUCUACAAGGCGAGCAGGAGCAUAAAGAAGAGCGACAAUUCCCUCUACAACGCUCUCCGCUCCAUCUACGAGGACUCCCUCUUCGUCCGCGAGAUCGCCGGCCUCUGGCCCGGCCUCCCGCUCGUCGCCAACCUCCGCUGCGGGCUCUGGUAUGCGCCCCUCUUCCACUCCACCUGCUACUUCAAAUCCACCGACGGCCACACCAACAACUGGUCCUUCAGCACCGCCCGCCUCAAUCUUCACGUCGCCUCCCUCGCUGGGCAGAAAAGUGGAUGCAUCAUCGUCGAUUCUACUCGCAGGGGGAAGAGGUUUCCUGAUAGCAUGUCAAAGACGAUACCCAUUUGGGCAUGCGUCAUGAAUAGGGCAAUUAGCAGAGUGCUCUCGUCAAUGUCAGAUUUAAGCGACGAACAGAACUGGGAUUGCUCGUUGCAUCUUCCUUUAUGGGUACCUGAAACUGAAAAAGCAGCCAUUGAGGCGCAUUUGGAUGAGUGGACCUCACAGUUGGAAGCUACUGGUGUGGAUCUUACAUCUCUUGCAUUGUCCUUGAGGAAACCUUUACGACCACUGUGGAUUUCACAAAAGUCUCUUAUAUGGUUAAAUGAAGUACCAGAUCAUGAUUCAUGGGAUUUCACACCUAUCAUCUUAGUUUCUGCAUCUAUUUCAAAUGACCAACCUCAGCAAAGAACUGCAUCAGAAUUCAGCUGGCGUUAUAUAUCAGGAGCAGGGGAUGACGAAGAAAGCUGGGCAAGGGGUUUAACACCAAGCCUUUUCUGGAAGAAUGCUUUUGAGCUGAUAAGUUCUGGUCCUGAUUUGUGCAAUAAGAAAGUGUCAGUCAUUGUUGAAAAUGAUAGAGUAUAUCGAUCACAAAGGGGAGAGCACACUGUUCAAGUCAAGCUUAAAUCAUUUACAACAUCAGCUAAUAACGUUGAUACUUCUGAGCAAUUUCAUCAGGCAUUAUGUUCAUCAAUGAAUAAUGGUCAUUCAAGUACAGAAGCACCUGGACAGUAUAUCGGUGAAGCAUCUAGCAUAUAUUGGAUACAUUCAACCAAUAUUGCAGUUGGAAUGACACAGCAUGAUAUAAAUGUGGUCGAGGGUGUAGAUGCUAUACUUAAUUGCGACUCAGAGGUUUCAUCAUCUUCUUCAAGUUCUAGCAAUUACCUGCACUUGCCGAUUGUUACCUCAAAGUUUGAUCGUUUUUCCUUGCUAAAAUGUCUUCCGUCAGCGGUUAACUUUGCCAACAGUAAUUUGAGUAAAGGGAAGACAGUACUUGUCUGCUGUUGUACUGGUGAAGAUAUAAGCAUAUGCGUGAGCCUUGCUAUACUAACAUCAUUAUUUAAUGAUAGAGGAGAUUUUGAUGGUGGAAGGACCUUUAGAGAUGUUUGUAUCACAAAAUGGGAGGUGCGCCGGCGGCUUGUGUUCAUCUGCAAAUAUGCUUUAAAUGCUCGUCCAUCUAGAGGAAACCUGAGGCAGGUUUAUAAUUUUUUGAUUAGAGAGAAAACUUUGCCAUCCGUUGUGGAUGUAGAUGGUGAUGACGCUAUAAACAUGAAGUAAACCCUUGGCUUUGUGGUUGAAGUCUUCGUUUGAUUUAUGGGGAAUCUUUUCUAGAUGAAGAAAGGAAGCCGCCACAGCAAAACCAUGUAGGAGCAUCUCUCUGCAGAAGCUUAGGUCAAAAAUAUAUCCAGAAACCAAUUCUGCAGGAAUGAUGGAGGAUGCUGCUUCCAUAUCCGUAAGCAUUGAGAAUUUUAUUUCACAAUUGUUGUAACUGCAAGGAAAUAUUGUUUCCCUGUUCACUAAAUUUCCUAGUUCAUUUGAUCUGCGAAGUCAUCUUUUUUAUUUAGUCUAUCAAUGUUGGCUUCUCAUGGUUGUUACAUUUGAUGGUUCGCAUGACCAUCUUUAAUAAAAUUGUCAAUCAAACAA
Messenger RNA from Nymphaea colorata (pocket water lily), 2050 nucleotides. RefSeq names its product tRNA A64-2'-O-ribosylphosphate transferase. Bases 101 to 1684 code for a protein of 527 amino acids. Gene Ontology annotation, molecular function: tRNA adenosine(64)-2'-O-ribosylphosphate transferase activity. Gene Ontology annotation, biological process: charged-tRNA amino acid modification. The transcript has 7 exons. The record is from RefSeq and is a predicted model, not a curated record. Lineage: Eukaryota; Viridiplantae; Streptophyta; Magnoliopsida; Nymphaeales; Nymphaeaceae. Gene Ontology annotation, cellular component: cytoplasm.